AUGGCAGCUGCUUUACGUACCAGUGAGCUGGAUGAAUUAUUGACCUGCUCAGCAAUAAUCCGAGGGGACGUUAAAGGACUCAAUAAGGAGAACCUCAGCAGACUUCGCAAGAAGAGAAAACGUGAAGGUUUGCCAGAGUCUUUUGAUCUGAAUUCAACAAAGAAUUGCAGUGCUUACAUCAGAGACAGGGGAUUUCUAACUGUAGCUCUCAGUGAAGAAGAGAAGGACUUUCCUAUUGCCUAUUCCAUGGUGAUCCAUAAGAAGAUCGAGAUGUUUGAGAGGCUCCUCAGAGCUGUGUACACACCACAGAAUGUGUACUGUGUGCAUGUGGACAAGAAGUCUCCAGAAAACUUCAUGAAGGCUGUGGAAGCCAUUGUUUCUUGUUUUCCAAAUGUGUUUGUGGCAAGCAAACUGGAGAGGGUUGUUUAUGCCUCUUGGUCUCGAGUCCAAGCUGACCUGAACUGCAUGAUUGAUCUGCUGGACUUGACUGUUGAGUGGAAGUACCUUAUCAAUACCUGUGGAACUGACUUCCCCAUCAAAACCAACGCAGAGAUGGUGCGAGCACUAAAAGUGCUAAAUGGACAGAACAGCUUAGAGUCUGAGGCAACUCCUGAGCACAAGAAAGCUCGCUGGGAAUACCACCAUAAUGUCACUGAGUCUGGUGCCAUUCGGACUGGCAUUAAGAAGAGCCCCCCUCCCAUCAGUACCCCAAUGUUCUCUGGAAAUGUUUACUUUGUGCUGUCGAGAGAGUUUGUGGAGCACUUGUUUAAAAACCCAGAGGCUAAAGCUUUGAUUGAGUGGGAGAAGGACACAUACAGUCCAGAUGAGCACCUUUGGGCAACUCUUCAGCGCAUGCCAGGUAUGCCAGGGUCCAGCCCUCCCAACAACAAAUACGACAUGACAGACAUGAACUCAAUAGCCCGUCUGGUGAAGUGGAUUUAUCAUGAAGGAGAUGUAAGGGAGGGGGCAUCUUAUCCCCCAUGCAAUGGAGGAUACAUAAGAGGAGUGUGUGUGUAUGGUGCCGGUGAUCUCAACUGGAUUGUCAGGCAUCAGCAUCUUUUUGCCAACAAAUUUGACCCAGAAGUCGAUGAAAUUGCACUUAAGUGCCUGGAACAUUACUUGCGCUAUAAAAUUUUAACUGGUCAAUCACUUCUGUUUGCUGAAAAAUCUCACAUAAUGAAAAGGUACCUACCUUAAAGUUCUACCAGAAUCAUUUAUGUUCAUUUAUUAGGGCUGCAUGAUGUGGUGAAAAAGUCAUAUUGCGAUUAUUUUGGACAAUAUUGUGAUUCCGAUAUAGACUAAUAAACAAAUGGUAUUGUAAUCUUGUAUUUUAUGGCUUUGUGUUAAUGAAGACAAACUAAUCAAUGUAGAACUUCUUGUUUAUUUCACAUUGUUUUCCUGCACCGAUACCAGUUAACUAGUUUGCUGGGUCAUGAGAGAUUUGUUCCAGGGGGGGUGUACCCAGUGGGAAGGUACAUUUGGGCGCUU
Clupea harengus (Atlantic herring) is the source of this 1488-nucleotide messenger RNA. Its product is annotated as beta-1,3-galactosyl-O-glycosyl-glycoprotein beta-1,6-N-acetylglucosaminyltransferase 3-like. The record is from RefSeq and is a predicted model, not a curated record. Gene Ontology annotation, molecular function: acetylglucosaminyltransferase activity. Gene Ontology annotation, cellular component: membrane. Lineage: Eukaryota; Metazoa; Chordata; Actinopteri; Clupeiformes; Clupeidae.